Molecule: messenger RNA, 1177 nt
Organism: Caenorhabditis elegans
Lineage: Eukaryota; Metazoa; Nematoda; Chromadorea; Rhabditida; Rhabditidae
Gene: nhr-26
Product: Nuclear receptor domain-containing protein
Exons: 3
Coding region: 12-1016 (334 amino acids)
Biological process (GO): DNA-templated transcription; regulation of DNA-templated transcription
Cellular component (GO): nucleus
Molecular function (GO): DNA-binding transcription factor activity; zinc ion binding; RNA polymerase II cis-regulatory region sequence-specific DNA binding
Source: RefSeq, marked reviewed
AAAUUUCAACUAUGGAUUGCAUCACUCGUUCCUGCAAAGUGUGCAAUGAGAAAACUACAGGAUUUAAUUACGGUGUGCAAUCAUGUAAUGCUUGCAAAAUGUUUUUCCGACGAGCUCUCGACACCCCAAAAGUUCUCAAAUGUGGUCGUGAUGGAAACUGCCCAACAAUUGUUCUGGACAGUGGAGAAUCUCAGUGCAGGUUUUGCCGUUUCCACAAGUGUAUCAUUGUUGGUAUGAUUUUUUUGGAUGCUGUGGAUGAUCCAACAAAUAUAAUCAACAAGUUACUUGUUAUGGACACAAAACGAAGAGAUAUAUUUUUGAAUUGCACGAUUCCUGAAAGUCUGACAGUCGAUGAAGUUUUCAGCAGACGUUCGUUCCCAUUUGAGCCCAGAAAACCAGGAACAGUGUUCAACUUUUGCGACUGGGGUGUUAUAAAUCAUCUCUCGUGUAUAAGUUUCAUACGACAAUUGGAUUUUAUAAAAUUUCUAUCCAGUCAAGACACGAUAGCAAUUUUUAAGUACUCUCACUUAAUGUAUCUUAUACUGGUUACUGCAAUGCGAUCAUACCUGUGCAAGGAAGCCGCGAUGAACCAUCCUGGAAAAGUUGAUGUCUUCCCAGAAGAAGCUCAAUAUGCAGCCGGAUACAAUAAACAAUUACUCAAUGAUAUCAGAUGCUUGCUUGUAGGAAGACUUAGUGAAAUUAAAAUCACACACGAAGAGUUUAUUCUACUCAGUGUAAUCAUUCUAUGCAAUCCUGGCGCAACAAACUUAUCGAAAUCGGGACGGAUAAUCCUAGCCAGUAACCAAGAAAGAUUCAGCUCAAUUCUGCUUCACUAUUGCUUGAUAACGAACUCCAAAUGUGGACCAGCAAGAUUUAACGAGAUCUUAUCUCUCUGUCAUGUGGUUUCUAGAACACUUUCUGAUCUUGACAACUUAACGUGUUUGUAUUCAUUAGUACAUACAGUACCUGCUCCUCCGAAUCUUUUUAAUAAUAUUUUAAAGUUUUUGCUUCAUUAAUCUCUGCGCUCGAUUAAAGUCCCAGUAAUUUUUCGUAGUUUGUAGAUGUAUCAAAUUUUUGAUACAUCAACUGAUUUGUCAGCUUUCAUCUUGCAACCAAAAAAAUGUGUUUAUGAAAAUAGAGCUCACAUAAAGUUCUUCCGUGAUGUCUUGAUCAACCA